CGAUCACACUGUUUCAUGAUUCAGUUUGACUUCGUUGCAACGCUGGUUGAUCGAAUGAUCGUUGAGUGAUUUGGAAUUAUUUUCAUCCAGCUACAUGUAACUGCUGUUGACCUGGAAUCCCCACGUUGGUGACCGAAUAUGUGAGCAUUAGUGUUGAAGUCCAAAGUAGCCUCUUCUGUGAAUUCUGAGCCAAUUUGCCACAAUGAACACUUUAGCGGGUUACAACAGCAGUGAUGACGAAGGCCCAGUUUCAAAUUUCGGCGAGGCCACAGCUUCUGCUGCUACUGCUGCUACUUCCGAACCUGUUGCAAUGGCGAGUGCAGCAAGUGCUUCUUUCUCCGCAGCCGCUUCCAUGCGUGUAGUUGCUGCGCCAGAAGUUGCAGUCAAGGAGGAUGUCGCCACCGGAUCCUUUCUGCAGCCGGACACGAAAGAGAUUUCGUACAACCCUCGCUAUGAAGAGAUGUAUGGGCCUGAGGUUGGUCCGGAGAAUCCGUUCAAGACCCGCCAGCAGAAGGCGCAUAAAAACAUGUUGGCUGGUUAUGUGGAGCCAGCACACGUAAAUGCUUUUCAGUUUGAAACGCAGCGUCGUACCUAUCACUCUUAUGGUUAUGCUGUGGAUCCAACUGUUGACAACGCUGCUGGUGUUCCUGGAUCGACGUUUAUUGGUGAGGUCGAGGCGGCUGCUGCCAGCAAAGGAUUGACUGUCUUCGAAAGCAGCAAAGCGAGGCCAGGUGACAAGCGAAAGCGUUCAGAUCGUGGUGAUCCGUCCAAGAUCGAUGGCUAUCACGGACCCUGGGCAGGCUACGUGGAUGACGUGACAGUCUCUCGUCCAUCAGAGGAGCAACAGGUUGUACUCGACAAGUAUAACGACGCCAAAGUGGCUCAAAGUCGUCAGAAAGACGACAAGACCAUUGAUGAGAAGACACAGCUGCAUAUCGACGAUCCUCUUGACUACCAGGGCAGAUCGUUUCUGCAUGCACCUCGUGACCUGGAUGUUGACCUUCACUCUGAGGAUGGUCCCGACAAGUGCUUCCUGCCCAAGCGCUGCAUACACACAUGGACUGGCCACACGAAAGGUGUAUCGGCAAUUCGACUAUUUCCCAACUCCGGCCACUUACUCCUCUCAGCCAGUAUGGACUGUAAAGUCAAGCUUUGGGAAGUAUACAACGAUCGUCGGCUGGUACGUACAUACACAGGUCACAGCAAGGCUGUACGUGACAUCUCAUUCAACAACGAUGGAACGCGGUUCCUCACUGCAUCCUAUGACCGCUAUGUGAAGAUGUUUGACACAGAAACCGGCCAGUGCAUAGGUCGCUACACAACAAAGAAAAUCCCGUACUGCGUCAAGUUCAACCCCGAUGAGGACAAGCAACACAUCUUCUUGUGUGGAACUUCAGAUAAGAAGAUAGUCCAGUGGGACACAACAAGUGGUGACAUUAUGCAGGAGUAUGACCGGCAUUUGGGUGCCGUCAACACCAUCUCGUUUAUUGAUGACAACAAACGAAUUGUCUCAACAUCCGAUGACAAGAGUCUGCGAGUUUGGGAAUGGGAAAUCCCCGUGGACAGCAAGUACAUAGCUGAGCCGUCGAUGCAUGCAGUAUCAAGUGUGGGCAUGUCGCGCAACAACCGAUGGAUGGUCUGCCAGAGCUCCGACAAUCAGAUCCGCGUCUACGAUGCAGCACACAAGAUGCGCCUCAACAAAAAGAAGACCUUCAAGGGACACAUGGUUGCAGGUUAUGCGUGCCAAACGGGCUUCUCUCCCGAUGGCCGGUACGUGAUCUCCGGUGAUGGUGAUGGUAACCUGUGCGUGUGGGACUGGAAGAGCUGUAAACUGUACAGCAAAAUGAAAGCGCACGAUGAAGUGUGUAUUGGCUGCGAGUGGCUUCCGCACGAGACCUCCAAGGUCGUGACGUGCGGCUGGGAUGGCCUCAUCAAGCUCUGGGACUAGUUCUCCGUGGCGACAUAUGUGUGUGUGUGUGUGUGUGUGUGUGUGUGUGUGUGUGUGUGUGUGUGUGUGUGUGUGUGUGCGUGUGUUCAUAUGUGUGAGUCUGUGCGUGCGUGUGAGAGUCUGUAUGUGUGCUGCAUACUUGAUAAUAAAAAAAUCUUUCUUUUCCUUCAUCUUCUGACCCAACCUCUGGGCUCUCAUUCCUACCACCAAGCUGGUAAAUUUCAGAAGACCUUUGUACUUGAAACAAAAAAUGCUUCACCAUAACUUCAUGAAACUCUAAUAUUGUUUGUAAUCACCACAGCCAUGAAACUCCCAUGUCAUCUAAUUUCCUGUGUUAAUGCUCAGUCACGUUUAUACUCGCACACACACAAGUUUUUUUCAUUUUACGUUUUGAAUAGCAGGAUUUCGGUCACAUGUCCACGUUGAUUUUGUGCCUGUAGGUUUAGUGUUGCUUGGUUAGCUUCACCUCCAUAUGCAGUCUGUGACCUUGGACCGAAAUAUUAUUGUACUCAUGAUGAUCAUGAUAGAAAUUUGGUAAAGUUCAGGUCUAGUAAUGGCCAAUCCAGUGA
Sycon ciliatum is the source of this 2517-nucleotide messenger RNA. Its product is annotated as pre-mRNA-processing factor 17-like. Gene Ontology annotation, molecular function: mRNA binding; protein binding. The record is from RefSeq and is a predicted model, not a curated record. Gene Ontology annotation, cellular component: catalytic step 2 spliceosome. Lineage: Eukaryota; Metazoa; Porifera; Calcarea; Leucosolenida; Sycettidae. The transcript is spliced from 17 exons. The coding region runs from base 203 to 1948 and encodes 581 amino acids. Gene Ontology annotation, biological process: mRNA splicing, via spliceosome.